Messenger RNA from Truncatella angustata, 1035 nucleotides. RefSeq names its product cell surface protein. Bases 202 to 987 code for a protein of 261 amino acids. Lineage: Eukaryota; Fungi; Ascomycota; Sordariomycetes; Amphisphaeriales; Sporocadaceae. The record is from RefSeq and is a predicted model, not a curated record. The transcript has 3 exons.
UCUAGGACAAGUCGGCCUUCGAUAAGCACCAAACCUCGUGUCAUGGUCAAUACACCUACAAAGAGAUGGUAAUGGGAAUUGCAUCAUCCUUUAUGGAACAUCUUACUGAUUCGAGCUAAUUGAACUCUCAUUUGUCCAAGUAAUUUGGCUGCAGUCUUCCAUUUUGAUUUCGUACGAACACGAUCCACCCCAGCCACAACCAUGGUCAAGACUAGCCAUAAAUCAUGGGUGGUUAUGCCUCUCUAUUACUACCCGCUGACCGAGGAUACAUGGAAGCCGCUUCACUACGCUUUCUCCGCUCACCCCGAUACCAACUUUCUUGUGAUAGUCAAUCCGAACAGUGGGCCGGGCGACACGCCGCUGCCUAGUCACGACUAUUUGCGCGAGGUACCCAAACUGAAUGCCUACCCAAAUGUUUACACAGUGGGCUAUGUUCGCAUAGACUAUUGUCGCAAGCCUCUUUGGGAAACUUACGGGGAAAUUCGUCGCUACGCAGAUUGGCAUGCUGCUUACGAGGUUCCAGGCCUCUACGUUCAGGGCAUCUUUGUGGACGAGGUGCCCAACCAUUUUUCAGCUGAAAGGUUCGAGUAUCUGACCGAAGUUCGCUCCUUGAUCAAGAAUGCGCACGGCCUGCUUGACGACCGGCUUGUCAUCCACAAUCCCGGUACCCCUCUGGUCGGCGGUGGAGGUGAGCGUGUGGAGGACCUUGCCUCUUUCGGGAGCCCAGAUGUCGUCUGUAUCUGCGAGGUCCCCCACAAAGAAUAUGAAGACGACACCGUUCAAAAGAGGUUGGUCGAGUUUAGCGUCGACUGGUCGCGCUCCAUGUACCAGAUUUCUGGAAUUCCACUUGAUCAGAUUCAUGAUGUGGUAAAGGACUUGUGUCAGCGCGGCCAGUAUGUCUUCGCAACUGAUCUCGUGGAUGACUUCUAUGAGAGCUUUGGACAGAGUUGGCAUAAAUUCACCGCCGCAGUGGGCAAAUCGUCAUAAAUAGUUAUCAUUCUAUUUUCAAUGGAGUUUGGAUGUAUUGCAAUACAA